This is a messenger RNA of Dendronephthya gigantea, 1593 nucleotides long. Its product is annotated as cannabinoid receptor 1-like. The coding region runs from base 272 to 1207 and encodes 311 amino acids. Gene Ontology annotation, cellular component: membrane. The transcript has a single exon. Gene Ontology annotation, molecular function: G protein-coupled receptor activity. Gene Ontology annotation, biological process: G protein-coupled receptor signaling pathway. The record is from RefSeq and is a predicted model, not a curated record. Lineage: Eukaryota; Metazoa; Cnidaria; Anthozoa; Malacalcyonacea; Nephtheidae.
UGGUGAACAAUGGUCAAAACAGGCUUAAUGCUUAAGCUAGAGCCGCUACAGCCCGUUUGAUGAUCCGAAUUUCAGCAAUUAAAUACAUGGUGGAAAUCUUUCACGCGGUCAUUAUGGCGGCAUCACACCACAAGAAUCUGUGGGGAAUAUACAAAGAAACAGCGAUAUUUUAGUCGUGUUGGUUCGUUUACACCUCUCAACCAACAAUAACCAACAACAACUAAGGCACUUUGAUUUGCUUGUGUGCCAAAGCAGCUCAUAUAAGCGGAGAAUGAACAUUACAGACAUUUCGAAGGGAGCAAACGACUCUUUCGAGUUGGAAGAAGAACCGUCACUCGCAGUCAGUUUGUUUUUGAGCGAGACAGAAAUCACCUGCUUAAUAUUUUUUCUCGUGUUCUUCGGGUUAACGGGAUUCAUACAGAAUCUCGUGGUGAUUUUGUCAAUUAGCCUGACGGAUGGUUUCUUGGACGCCCCCGCGAACAUCUUCGUCCUGAGCCUGGCUUGUGCGGACAUUUUGGUCUGCGGCGUUUCCGCCCCGCUGUUGAUCUACAAUUGCUACAACUGGAUUUUUACCACUUUCGUAACCCUUAGCAAGUUCAUUGUUGUGGCGACAACAGGAAGCGUGUUUCUCAUGACGGUAAACUGCUUCAUCUCGACUAUCAGGCCUUUGAAGUAUUCAAGAAUUAUGACACAUAGACGUGCCGUGGCUAUGGUCGUGAUGAUCUGGUGCAUUGCUAUCCUGGUGUCGGUAUUAGCGAUUAUCGGCUUAAGCUAUAAUAUAAAAUCCAUCGUCCACAUUACGCGCUAUUUUCUGAUUUUCUACGUUACCUCGUCGUCCGUAAUGUACCUCUACAUGUACUCUCUGGCGAGAAAACAUCGAAAAGAGUUAAGGAAGCUGAAGUACGCCGUUGCGGGUCACAUCCAGAAGUUUUCCAACGAAUUCAGAGCAUUGCGUUCGUUGUUUAUGGUGGCGGGAAGUUUCGCAGUGUGUUGGCUGCCGAUGACGAUUGGAUUUUUCUUCACGAACAAUAAAACCCAGCCGGAAAAGUUCUAUCGCACCUUCUGUUUUACAGCUCCGUUGGCUGUGAUAAACUCGAUCCUCGACCCGACCAUUUACUAUUACAGAAGCAAGGGAUUCAGACUUUCGUUGAAAACACUCUGGAAGCGCUUUCAACACCAAGUAUGGUCACUGAGAGGAUGGUGCUGAACUCGGAACGUUUACAGUUUUUUUCAUUGAUAUAAUAUUGAUGACAUAAAGACCAUUACCCAUUGACGUUGCAAUGUGCUUUUCACAGAAUUCCCACCAGUGCAUGCAUAUUAUGUGAUUUGUUUUGACACAGGAUCCCUUUAAUUAACAAAACGAAAGCGAGCAAAACGAAACAAGACCAUUAUUCGACGCCUUAUCGAAAAAUUAGGUUUAUUGUAUGCAUGAAAAGUUUAUCAGAGACAGGAUACUUAAUUAACUUGCAUAAGCUACACUAUUGUAUACGCUGCUUUUUCAAAACAGGCAUGAAUUUUCAGUACCUUAAUUUUUACAUGCCCUGAUAAGAAUUUUUUCAGCAAUUAGCUUAUUUUUUCAUUGUAGGAUUUAAA